AUGUUGGACCCGUCGUCCAGCGAGGAGGAGUCGGAGGAGCUGGUGGAGGAGGAGAGCGGCAAGGAGCCGCUGGCGCCCGCCGCGGCGCGGCUCUCGCCCAGCCGCCCCGGCGAGGGCCCGGGCGGCGGCAGCGGCGGCGGUGCCGGCGGCGGUGGGAGCGCCGGGGGGCUGCAGCCCGGCGGGCGCGGCAGCAGCGCGGCGCGGCCCGCCAGCCCCAGCCCCUCGGUGGCCAGCGAGAAGGAGAAGGAUGAGCUGGAGCGGCUGCAGCGGGAGGAGGAGGAGAGGAAGAAGAAGCUGCAGCUCUACGUCUUCGUCAUGCGCUGCAUCGCCUACCCCUUCAACGCCAAGCAGCCCACCGACAUGGCCCGCCGGCAGCAGAAGAUAAGUAAGCAGCAGCUCCAGACAAUCAAAGAUCGUUUCCAGGCCUUUCUCAAUGGAGAAACCCAGAUUGUGGCAGAUGAAGCAUUUAUAAAUGCUGUCCAGAGCUACUACGAGGUAUUCCUGAAGAGCGACCGCGUUGCCAGGAUGGUGCAGAGCGGAGGCUGCUCGGCAAACGACUCCCGGGAGGUCUUCAAGAAGCACAUCGAGAAGAGAGUGCGCAGCCUGCCAGAAAUCGACGGCCUCAGCAAGGAGACAGUCCUGAGCUCCUGGAUGGCAAAGUUUGAUGCUAUUUACCGUGGGGAGGAGGAUCCCCGGAAGCAGCAGGCCAGGAUGACAGCGAGUGCUGCCUCGGAGCUCAUUCUCAGCAAGGAGCAGCUCUAUGAGAUGUUCCAGAACAUUUUGGGGAUCAAGAAAUUUGAGCAUCAGCUUCUGUACAAUGCAUGUCAGCUGGACAACCCUGAUGAACAAGCAGCACAGAUCAGACGUGAGCUAGAUGGACGUCUCCAAAUGGCAGAACAAAUUGCCAAGGAGCGCAAGUUUCCCAAGUUUGUGUCCAAAGAAAUGGAGAACAUGUACAUUGAGGAGCUGAAGUCAUCUGUCAAUCUCCUGAUGGCAAACUUGGAGAGCAUGCCUGUGUCUAAAGGAGGCUCUGAGUUCAAGCUGCAGAAGCUGAAACGUAGCCACAACACCUCAAUAAUUGACAUGGGAGAGGAAAAUGAGAACCAGCUUUCCAAGUCAGACGUCGUGUUGUCAUUCUCCCUGGAGGUUGUCAUCAUGGAGGUGCAGGGGCUGAAGUCGCUGGCCCCCAACCGCAUCGUGUACUGCACCAUGGAGGUGGAAGGGGGGGAGAAGCUGCAGACAGACCAGGCUGAAGCCUCGAAGCCAACCUGGGGCACCCAAGGAGACUUCACGACAACCCAUGCACUUCCUGCAGUGAAGGUGAAGCUGUUCACGGAGAGCACAGGAGUGCUGGCUCUGGAGGACAAAGAGCUUGGGAGGGUCGUUCUCCACCCUACUCCUAACAGCCCAAAGCAGUCAGAGUGGCACAAAAUGACUGUUUCCAAAAACUGCCCUGAUCAAGACCUGAAGAUCAAGCUUGCUGUGCGAAUGGAUAAGCCUCAAAACAUGAAGCACUCUGGGUAUUUAUGGGCCAUUGGUAAAAAUGUUUGGAAGAGAUGGAAGAAACGAUUCUUUGUCCUGGUCCAGGUUAGUCAAUAUACAUUUGCUAUGUGCAGCUACCGGGAGAAAAAAGCAGAACCUCAAGAGCUGCUGCAGCUCGACGGAUACACUGUGGACUACACCGACCCGCAGCCAGGUUUGGAUGGUGGCAGAACAUUCUUCAACGCUGUGAAGGAAGGAGACACGGUGAUUUUUGCGAGUGACGAUGAGCAGGACCGAAUCCUGUGGGUCCAAGCCAUGUACCGAGCCACUGGCCAGUCUCACAAACCUGUGCCACCUACCCAAGUGCAAAAGCUAAAUGCUAAAGGAGGAAAUGUACCCCAGAUAGACGCUCCAAUCUCUCAAUUUUAUGCAGAUAGAGCUCAAAAGCAUGGCAUGGAUGAAUUUAUCUCUUCCAAUCCCUGUAACUUUGACCACGCUUCACUCUUUGAGAUGGUUCAGCGCCUCACUUUGGACCACAGACUUAAUGAUUCCUAUUCUUGUCUGGGCUGGUUUAGUCCUGGCCAGGUCUUUGUGCUAGAUGAGUAUUGUGCACGUAAUGGAGUGAGAGGCUGUCACAGACAUCUCUGCUACCUCAGAGAUUUGCUAGAGCGCGCAGAAAACGGAGCUAUGAUUGACCCCACCUUACUUCACUACAGCUUUGCCUUUUGUGCAUCACAUGUUCAUGGCAACAGGCCUGACGGGAUAGGAACUGUGACCGUGGACGAGAAAGAGCGUUUCGAAGAGAUCAAGGAGCGGCUCCGGGUGCUGCUGGAGAAUCAGAUCACACAUUUCAGGUACUGCUUCCCAUUUGGCCGUCCAGAGGGUGCACUGAAAGCCACUCUGUCACUGCUGGAAAGGGUUCUGAUGAAAGACAUAGUUACUCCGGUCCCUCAAGAGGAGGUAAAAACAGUCAUCCGUAAAUGCUUGGAGCAAGCAGCUCUAGUCAAUUAUACUCGACUAUCAGAGUAUGCCAAAAUUGAAGAGAAUGUAGGCCGGUUAGUCACACCAGCUAAAAAGUUAGAAGAUACAAUACGUCUGGCAGAGUUGGUAAUUGAAGUCCUACAGCAAAACGAAGAGCACCAUGCAGAGGCCUUUGCUUGGUGGUCAGACCUGAUGGUUGAGCACGCGGAGACCUUCCUGUCGCUGUUUGCGGUGGAUAUGGACGCGGCGUUAGAGGUGCAGCCCCCAGACACCUGGGACAGCUUCCCGCUCUUUCAGCUCAUUAACGAUUCCCUCCGUAGUGACUAUAAUUUGUGCAAUGGAAAAUUCCACAAACACCUCCAAGACCUGUUUGCUCCACUUGUUGUUAGAUAUGUCGAUCUGAUGGAGUCCUCAAUUGCACAGUCAAUUCACAGGGGCUUUGAGCGGGAGUCAUGGGAGCCAGUAAAGAGUUUAACAAGUAAUCUGCCCAAUGUGAAUCUACCAAAUGUGAAUCUCCCUAAAGUACCAAAUCUACCAGUUAACAUCCCACUAGGCAUCCCACAAAUGCCUAGCUUUUCUGCACCGUCAUGGAUGGCUGCUAUUUAUGAUUCUGACAAUGGAUCAGGCACCUCAGAAGACAUGUUCUGGAAACUUGAUGCCCUACAGACCUUCAUUCGGGAUUUGCACUGGCCUGAGGAGGAGUUUGGGAAACACUUGGAGCAGCGCUUGAAGCUUAUGGCGAGUGACAUGAUCGAGUCCUGUGUGAAAAGAACAAGGAUUGCAUUUGAAGUAAAACUGCAGAAAACCAGCCGAUCAACAGAUUUCCGAGUCCCUCAAUCAAUAUGCACCAUGUUUAAUGUCAUGGUGGAUGCCAAAGCUCAGUCUACAAAGCUUUGCAGUAUGGAAAUGGGCCAAGAGCACCAGUACCAUUCAAAAAUAGAUGAACUAAUUGAGGAAACCGUCAAAGAAAUGAUAACACUCCUAGUGGCAAAGUUUGUCACCAUUUUGGAAGGAGUCUUGGCCAAACUGUCUAGAUAUGAUGAAGGGACUUUGUUUUCUUCAUUCCUGUCAUUUACUGUGAAGGCUGCUUCCAAAUACGUGGAUGUACCCAAGCCAGGAAUGGAUGUUGCUGAUGCCUAUGUGACAUUUGUCCGCCACUCUCAGGAUGUCCUGCGUGAUAAGGUCAAUGAGGAGAUGUAUAUAGAAAGGUUAUUUGAUCAAUGGUACACCAGCUCCAUGAGUGUUGUGUGCACUUGGCUGACAGACCGCAUGGACCUGCAGCUCCACAUCUACCAGCUGAAAACCCUCAUCAGGAUAGUCAAGAAAACGUACCGAGAUUUCCGAUUGCAAGGCGUGCUGGACUCCACCUUGAACAGCAAAACCUACGAGACCAUCCGGAACCGGCUGACAGUGGAGGAGGCCACGGCGUCGGUCAGCGAGGGCGGGGGGCUCCAGGGCAUCACCAUGAAGGACAGCGAUGAGGAGGAUGAGGAGGAUGACUAGGGGAGCUGGAGCACCGGCUGGGGGUCACCUGGUAUCCGUGCAUGUACCUCGUCUGUAACUCAGUUAGCCACAUUAGGAAUUUUUAUGUCAGCUCUAAAUGCCCAUGAGAAGUUUACCAAUACAAAUGCCAUGUUAGCUGUGUGGUAAUAAGAUUAGCACCUCUCUUUGAUUCAUCAGUUUCCUAAUUUCAUAUCUAUAUGUUCAUAAGCAAUAUGGAGCACCAUUGUUUAAUACUGUUAAUGGAAAAACUACAUAGAAAACAUCCUAGGUGUGUCCCUGUUAUUAAAGUUUAAACAAUGCUUCAUUAAUGUACUGUAUAUACAUUGAUGGUAAAUUGUUGUGAAGAUGAGUGACUCGAGUCCUUUCAUUUCUUUCUCUUCUGUGGAUGCCAACUGCUUAAAAUUAAUUAAAAAAACAGCUUUGUUUUUAAAAGAAAAACCAGGCAAUUACAAAUGAUUUUUUUGUUCUCUCUCUGUUAAUUUAAAAACCAGAAAACAAACAAACCCAGACAGCCGUUUGAAUCAUUCUGCAUCCUUGUUAAAGUACCAGGCUCUUCCCUUCAAUAUGCAGUUAACUCCAUAGAGACUACAUCCCAAAGGAUUAGUCAUUCUAAUUGCCACACCAGAUUAAUCCUAUCAUUAUGGAUAUAUCAUGCCACAUUACAAGUCCAAAGCAGUUGUUUUAUGUUGACGUUUGCUCCUCUAAAUGUUACAUUUUUGUUUAAAUUUCAAAUAACCGUGUAUGUACAAAGACAACUUUAAUUACAAUCUUAGACUCUACAAAUGUGUUUAUAAUAAUAUAUUGAAUAUUUAUUUCGGUAGAUUGUAACCAUAAUUUACAACUCCUCUGUUUCACAAUGGUUUUUAUAUAUGUCAUGUACAUUGCAUUUUGACAGUAACUGCAUGUCCAUCAGUUCCUUCUCCAGAGCUUUUACUUUCUGUGUAAAAUAGUGAUCCAUCUUGCUUUUUUUGCCUUAUACAAGCCGACAGUUGUAAAAGUGUGAGAACUGUGGCUUCUCAAUAAAUAACUAUUCAGAUGUCCUAAUAAUAAAUUAUGGAGUCUUUUUAUGUCUGCCUUAGGAAAAAAAAAAACCAAACUAAGCUGAGAUGUAAGAGCCCCAACCUCACAGAAUAAAGGCAUUUUCUUUUCUCAUGGGUGUUCUUUAGUUUAUUAAUUAAGAAGAUGGUUUCCUGAUUUGCUCCCCAAGGUCAGGAUUGGGAGCACACUAUCUGUUCCCCAGGUACAAGGGCAUUUCUGCUAUGACCACCACAGCUCUUUCCACCAUUAUCUGCACUCUGUGUCCUGUGAUUUGUCCCUCGACAUCUAAUUGAUGUCUGCUCUGGUUCAGCCCCUGUUAUUAUAUGGCCAUCAGCCUUACCCAACACUUACCCUCCUUCAGAAGGCCUCAGUUUGUAUUUUAACUUCUCCCAAAGCAGUCUUGCUGAGUUGAAAUUAAAUUAAAG
This is a messenger RNA of Serinus canaria (Common canary), 5429 nucleotides long. RefSeq names its product calcium dependent secretion activator (gene CADPS). The record is from RefSeq and is a predicted model, not a curated record. Gene Ontology annotation, biological process: dense core granule exocytosis; synaptic vesicle exocytosis; positive regulation of exocytosis. Lineage: Eukaryota; Metazoa; Chordata; Aves; Passeriformes; Fringillidae. Gene Ontology annotation, cellular component: glutamatergic synapse. The transcript is spliced from 28 exons. Bases 1 to 3966 code for a protein of 1321 amino acids.